Molecule: messenger RNA, 1723 nt
Organism: Zootoca vivipara (common lizard)
Lineage: Eukaryota; Metazoa; Chordata; Lepidosauria; Squamata; Lacertidae
Gene: CDK15
Product: cyclin dependent kinase 15
Biological process (GO): protein phosphorylation
Cellular component (GO): nucleus; cytosol; cytoplasm
Molecular function (GO): cyclin-dependent protein serine/threonine kinase activity; ATP binding; cyclin binding
Source: RefSeq, a predicted model, not a curated record
UGGGAGAAAAAAAGGUUUCUGAAGUCAUGAGACCAAGUGUGGCCGAGACCUUAUGCAAGUCAUAUGAACAUUCAUGCCUUUCCAAGCUCUGGCAAACUGAAGGGGGAACGGAUAACAAGAGAAAGGAAGAUCAAACCAUCGGAAGACAGGAGAACAUGGGAGAGGUACUAUGCGGAAAUACUUUCAAGUCUAAUUGCACAUGUUGCCAUGAAGAGAUAGAAGACUCAUCACAAGACACUAUUCAGCCUAAUGGAGCAGAGUGUGUUUUGAAGUCGAGAGAGCCAAACAAGGUGGAUUCAACGCAGCCACAGUGGUUCCAGACACUUCCGGUACAAAAAGUUGGAAGAAGACGGCAACGCCGUCUCAGUGAUCCUUCCCAGGAGCUGGAUUUUGCUGCGAGGUUCCAGUGGCAAAGAAGAGGUCUCCCGUUUGGAAAUGCUUCAUCCUACCUGAAUCUGGAGAAGCUGAGUGGGAGUUCUCAUUCCACAGUAUACAAAGGAAUCAGCAGGAUAUAUGGACAGCUAGUAGCUUUGAAAGUCAUCAGCCUGAAGACUGAGGAAGGAGUCCCUUGUACAACCAUAAGAGAAGCAUCUCUCCUCAAGGGCUUGAAGCAUGCCAAUAUUGUGCUCCUUCAUGACAUCAUCCAGACCAAAGAGACUCUGACAUUAGUCUUCGAGUAUUUGCACACAGACUUGGCACAGUACAUGUCCCAGCAUCCUGGGGGGCUUCAUCUGUAUAAUGUUAAGCUCUUUAUGUUCCAACUUCUGCGAGCCUUGGCUUUCAUACAUGAUCACCGCAUCCUUCACCGUGACCUGAAACCUCAGAACCUGCUCCUCAAUUGCCUUGGAGAGCUUAAGCUAGCUGAUUUUGGUCUUGCUCGUGCCAAGUCCCUUCCCAGUCAAACAUACUCCGCUGAAGUGGUGACAUUGGGGUACCGACCCCCUGAUGUGCUGUUAGGAGCCACUGACUAUUCUGCUGAUGUGGAUAUCUGGGGUGCAGGCUGCAUAUUUGCUGAGAUGCUUCAGGGUCAGCCUCUGUUUCCAGGGGUUUGCAACACCUUUGAACAGUUGGAGAAGAUCUGGGUGGUACUGGAAGUCCCAACCGAAGGAACGUGGCCAGGGGUUUCCAAGCUUCCCCUUUAUAAGCCAGAGAGGUUCUUCGCCAGCAACCCUCGGAGGCUCGGAAUGAUCUGUGACAGGCUAGGCAGAGAAUCUGAAGCUGAAGACUUGGCAACAAGAAUGCUAAAACUUUGUCCACGAGACAGGAUCUCAGCACAGAAAGCACGUCUUCAUCCCUUUUUCAACUCUUUACCCUCUCAGGUGCACCAGCUUUCUGAUGCACAGUCCAUCUUCACGGUUCCCGGAGUGAAGCUGAAACCAGAAAUGUGUGAUCUCUUUGCUCCGUACGAGAAGGGUCACCACAAAAUCAGCUCUAGCAAGUUUUGGUGAAAAGAACAAACGAAGUGUGGACUUCUUUUCUGGGGCAAGGAAGUCGAUGGAUGCAGUUCGUUGUCGCUAUUUGAGACAUCCGCUGAUAUAUCCUCAAUAUUUUAAAGAGUCUGGGCUUGCCAUUAAAACUAAGAAAUGACCAUAGAAAGUAGGAGCAGACUGUAUUAUAGGCAUAAGUAAAAGGAGCAAAAUAUUCACACACACACCCCUUUUAGGUUUCAGGAUUAAGUGCAACUAUCAAUAUGCCCUGGGACCAUUUGAUUAAGGGUGGGCUA